Ruditapes philippinarum (Manila clam) is the source of this 402-nucleotide messenger RNA. RefSeq lists its product as uncharacterized. Bases 1 to 402 code for a protein of 133 amino acids. The record is from RefSeq and is a predicted model, not a curated record. The transcript has 4 exons. NCBI's taxonomy places the organism in Eukaryota, Metazoa, Mollusca, Bivalvia, Venerida, Veneridae.
AUGGAGGUGCAGAAGGAGGCCAAGAAGACAAGAUAUGCAACAUCCGAGUAUAAAAUUAUGGAAUGUCCUGAAAUACAGUCAUACAUAGAGACACAUCUAGAUCAGAUGGACAACACGCAGGAAACCUUGAAUGAUGAUGGUCAUUCUAACGCGGAAAGUAUACAGAUAAGCCCGAAUCGUAAAGCUGAUUCUAUCGCACAAAAUCAACAGAAUGACGGUAACACUGAAUACCCAAAAUGGAAGGUCUGUCUUAUUUCUGUUCUUGCUGUCUCGUUGUUUUUGUACCAAACAAAUCUUGUAUUUCUAAUACCAGCCGCUUUGAAAUGUUUACCAACUUCAGAAAGAGCAGCUUAUUUCUUUCUGACUUCACCAACUUAUAGUACGCACGAUAUCUCACAAUAA